Messenger RNA from Babjeviella inositovora NRRL Y-12698, 1815 nucleotides. It is a transcript of the gene PTR3, whose product is annotated as Ptr3p. Gene Ontology annotation, molecular function: protein binding. The transcript is spliced from 2 exons. Bases 1 to 1815 code for a protein of 604 amino acids. The record is from RefSeq and is a predicted model, not a curated record. Lineage: Eukaryota; Fungi; Ascomycota; Pichiomycetes; Serinales.
AUGUCGCUAGCACAGCUCAAAGAACUCUUGCAUCUACCCGCGCGACCGGCGCUCCAGACCACCUCGGUCGAGCGCAGCUUGGUGGGCGACUGUUCGAUGCUCACGUGUGGCUGCUUGAUCUCCGAGUCGUACGCCAACAUUCUCGUCAACGGCGGCUUUCUCACGUGUCCAGUGUGCUCGCAGAGCAAGACGAAGGUGUUGGCGCCGGUGGAGCCGCUCCGCGCGUUAUACCGGCUUGUGCGCGAGCGCGACACGCCCAAGAUUGCGCGCGGUAAAUCGGGCUCGCGGCGUAGCGCCCAGCCUUUCUCCCCGAACGCUACCAACUUCAUGAACUUGUUCUACGAUAUUGCCAAGAGUGAAUCCGAGAAAACCGAGAUCAAACCACUGAGCGCGCAAAGCACGGAGAAUAUCGACGUGACGUCGACGGAAACACCGAUCUUUGACUCGUCCUUCACAAAACUGACCGGAGACUCGAUCUCCAAACUCGAUUCGAGGCCUGCCAACAAACCUUCAGACUUUCCGAUUUCCCCCUCCAACCUAACAAAACAACUCGCAGGAAUUUCUUCCCGUGACGAAGGAAAAGAGUACAACUUUGCCAAGUGCUUUCCGAUGUAUCGAAAACAAUACCAGCACGCUACGCACCAAAAGUUCUUCAAGCCACGGUCGCAGCUCUUUAUCGCAACAGCCAUUUCCCCGGAUAUGAGAAAGUUUGUGUUGCUCGGGGAGAAGCGCUGGGAGGUGUACGAGAUCCCAGAGGACCCCGCACGUGCGCCAACGCUCGUGUGUUGCGGCAAGUCCACAGGUGAGUAUGGCACGCAUCUUGAAAGCCUUCAGAUGCCCAGUACGCAGAAUACAAUCUUGAUCGGUACCGACACGCGCGAGAAGCUCAAGUCAUGGGAGCACUUGUACUGUGCGUUAUCAGACCGUCACCUCGUGAUCGCAGGGACGCGUGGUGUGGUGCGCGUGAUCGACCUCGAGCUGCGUGGUACUCCAGUGUACACAUACUGCUCUAGUUUCCCGAUCCGAUGCGUGGACAUUUCGCCGGAUGAGACGUAUGUCGCGUGUGGGAUCACCGGCAAGGAGCGGUUAUCGGGAACGGAACAGACACUUAUUGUGCUCCACCAGCUCAAGUACGGCAAUAUCGGUGGUGAGACGUUACUCAUGAAGGUGGAGCCCAUCACGAUCACGCUUCCAUACCGCGACCCCAUCAACUCGCUCAGCUUCUCGCUGGAUCUGAAGUAUCUCGCGUGUUCGACCGUGUUGGAGCUGCGGUUUAUGGUGAUCAGCGUGGAGAACUCACAGAGCCCACGUUUGAUCCUUAAGUCGCUCCGUUCGCUUGACACCUCGUUGGAGAGCGAGGGAAUCACCGAUAUCCGGUUCUUCCCGGAUAACAAGCUCAUGGCUGUGUCGUCGGUUGCGUUUAAUGCGCCACCGAUCAUUAUACGGACAAAAAUUGAUAGUAUCCGUGGGGUCCAUGAGAUUGCGCAGCCGGUGAUGGUGAUGCGCGUGGAUGAAGUGGGGUCGACAAUCCACCGGAUUGCGGUGUCACCGCGCGGAGAUGCGCUCGCGUUUCUUGACCGCAAUGGUAUGGUUUACGUGAUGCUCGCACCAGACAUGCACCACGAAACACGCCGCGUGGUGAUUGCGGCGGAGGUCACCAAUGCGUACCGCAUGCGCGAGAGCGCAAGCAUACGGUUUUCCAAGAAUGGACAUCGGUUGUAUAUUGUGGAUAGGAGGGGUGUCCUCUAUAUCCAAGACUUUGCAGCCGGUUUGCCGCUGGACAGCGGGGUUGCCAAGUGCAAAAUCCUUAAUUAA